Messenger RNA from Wyeomyia smithii (pitcher-plant mosquito), 3798 nucleotides. RefSeq names its product chromosome-associated kinesin KIF4 (gene Klp3A). The transcript has 4 exons. Gene Ontology annotation, molecular function: ATP binding; microtubule binding; microtubule motor activity. Gene Ontology annotation, biological process: microtubule-based movement; mitotic spindle organization. The coding region runs from base 119 to 3652 and encodes 1177 amino acids. Lineage: Eukaryota; Metazoa; Arthropoda; Insecta; Diptera; Culicidae. The record is from RefSeq and is a predicted model, not a curated record.
UCAAAAAGGCGCCGCGCAUUGACUGGCCGUUGAACAUUUGCCUUUAGAAUUUAGUGGUUUGAUUUGAUUUUUUGCGUGCAAAAUUGUGUUAAUAUUUGUAUGCCACUAACCAAUCAAAAUGUCUAUUCCUCCGUCGGAUUCGGUAAAGGUUUCCAUUCGCAUUCGACCGCUCAACAAUCGUGAAAAAGAUCGCGGUUGUGGGAUAGUCGUGGAACAACCAAACCCAAGCGAACCACAGGUAGUGAUAGGAAAUGGUAUCAGCGGCAAACCGGAAGCUUUUACCUUCAACUAUGUGUUCUCACCGGAUGACGGACAAGAGCUGCUGUACGAGAGCUCAGUGCGCCCACUGCUGGAAAAGCUAUUUGCAGGUUAUAAUGUGACUAUUCUGGCGUAUGGGCAAACAGGUUCAGGAAAAACCUUCACUAUGGGCACCAACUACGAUGGCCAAGAAGAUUCGGCAGUAGUAGGAGUGAUUCCACGAGCUAUUAAUGACAUCUUCGAUCGGAUUGGUUCAUCCGAAGACUCGAACGCUAGUGUAAGCUGUUCUUUUAUGGAACUGUAUCAGGAAAAUUUGUACGAUCUGCUAUCAACGAAAGCAAACCGAGAGGAGCGAGUAGUAGACAUCCGAGAAUCCAACAGCCAGAUCGUGAUUCCGGGACUGACGGAAAUAGUGGUAAAUUCAGCGGAGAACACGAUAGAAGCCUUAAUGCGUGGCUCGCAGGAACGAGCCGUCGGUUCAACGGCAAUGAAUGCGGUAUCCAGUCGAAGUCAUGCUAUUUUUACUAUCAAUAUAACGAAUAGGUCCAAGGGAGACAAACCAACAGUGACUAACAGUAAAUUUCACUUGGUCGAUUUAGCCGGAUCGGAGCGACCAAAAAAGACGCAAGCCACCGGAGAGCGGUUUAAAGAGGGUGUUAAAAUUAACCAGGGUUUGUUGGUACUGGGAAAUGUCAUUUCGGCUCUAGGAGCCUCGGGAGGACCGGUUGGGCAUGUACCAUACAGAGAAUCGAAGCUUACUCGAUUAUUGCAGGAUUCCCUGGGUGGCAAUUCGCUUACGCUGAUGAUUGCCUGUGUGUCGCCGGCCGAUUACAACUGCGAGGAGACGAUUAACACGCUACGUUAUGCGAACCGAGCCAAGAACAUAAAGAAUAAGGCCAUCAUCAAUCAGGAUCCGAAUCAGGCAGAGAUUCAGCGGCUGAAUGCUGUCAUCCAAGAGUUAAGACUGGAACUACUGUCUGCUACAGCAGGGAAGGAAAAUAUUCCUGGACACGCUAACCGGCCUUUGUCAGCACCAACCAAGCCCGGAAUAAUUCGUACAAGCAGUGAGCAGCUUACAAAUGGUGACAUUGGAAUCUCUAUGGAAGCUGCACGGCGUGAGCGGGAAAUGAUGGAAAAAAUUCGUACACUUCAGCAGCAAUUGCAGUCAGCCCUUCAGGAUCUGGCAACGGAUCAGUUGCGCAGUCUCUCUGUUGAAAAGAUUAUCGAAGAAUUGGAAGCUUUACUGGCCAACAGUCCGGAUUGUGAACUAAAGCGAGGUAUUCAGGAAAUAUUAGCUGGUUAUAAAGAGGAAACCGCUUCGAUUCGGACGGACUCGCAAAUAUCGGACUCAUUGCUUCACUCAGCAGCGGAGGAAUUCCAAACCCGGUCCGAUACGCACACCCAAAAGCAACUGAAAAUACGUGAAGAAUUGAGGCAACUGACAAAGGAGCUUGAACUGAAGGAGGAACUGCAUCGCAAGUGCCUAGGAAAUAUCUCCAAUCUCACAUUCACUGUUAAUUCGAGUAGCUGCAGCGGAGAUGAACGAACGGAAGAGUACGAGCUCCGAAUCAUGGAACUGGAAAAGCAGAUCGAUGAUCUAAACAAUCAGCUCAAUACGACGAAAAUUGUUGACAAAAAGUCGAAGCUUGCGGAGGAGCGUAGGAAAAAAGUCCAACAACUGGAAGCUGAGCUGUCAGAGUUACGCAAAAAGAGUGUUCAUCAAGCGAAAUUGUUACAGUUGAAGGAAAAAGAUACCCAGCGAAUCGAAAACCUUAGCCGAGAAAUUCAAGCCAUGAAGGCAACACGGGUGAAGUUGGUAAAAUCAAUGCGAGCCGAAAGUGAAAAUUUCCGCCAAUGGAAAAUCACCCGAGAGAAGGAGAUAUGCCAGCUUCGCGAAAAAGAUCGAAAGCUGAAAAAUGAAAUGGUUCGCUUGCAGACGGUACACGAUAAACAGCAAAACGUCCUGAAACGUAAAGUUGAGGAAGCUUGUGCUGUUAACAAACGACUUAAAGAUGCCCUCGAGCGUCAGAAGCAUGUUCAGGCACAGCGAGCUGCUAAAGCUAUCGGUAAACCCGUACGGGGGGCUGAUACAUGCGCCUGGUUAGAACAUGAGCUCGAACUGAUUCGCUCCGUUAAGGAAGCAUCCGUAACACUGAAACACCUGAUGGAUGAUCGUGCUUUGCUCAAUGCUAAACUACGCGCAAUGAAAGCCAAUCCGGAGGAAGCUGGUGCAGAGAAUAUCAAGCAACAGGAGCUCGAUUUGGAGUUACGCAACGCACAAAUUGCUGAUUUGCAGCAGAAGAUUGUUUCCACCGAUGUUGAUUCUAAGCAGAAAGCUAUUCUCGAAGGCAUUCCAUCUUUCCCGGAGGCCAAACAGGCUUUGAAAAAAAUACUAACAGUAUUCGCGGAAAGCCAAGAAGAAGCCGCUAAAAUACGUCUUCAAUUAGUAGACAAUCGUUUGACCAUCGAAUGUUUGGAGGAAACAAAUCGUAGCUUAAUGACAGAGCUCAGUGACACGAAACAACGCUGCACCGAUGAAACUCACGAAAUUGCUAAAAUGUACGAGGAAAAGCUGUCUAUGUUGCUGUUGUCAAAGCAGAAGUAUGCGCGUCAGUCGCAAGAAACAACCGUAACUUGUGACUCCAUUCUACAGGAAGCAAGCGACCGAAUGGAAAAGCUCCGCCAAGAAUUGGACUCAAUGAAGCACAUGAAUCAGAUAUUAAACAAGCAGCUGGAAGAGGUUCAGCGAAAUACGAUAUCCCGUCGCACGCGGAACAGUGCCAAGUCCAUGGCCACAAUCGAGUACGAAGAUGACGAGGAAGAGGACGAGGACGAUGAGGAAGCCGAUCAUGUUGGUGAUUCGGAUCUGGAACGUGAUCCAGACUUUCGAGCAACACCCCUUCGCAAGCGUAAAAAGUCUACCAGUGUCCGGGAAUCGGUAAUGAAAAAAUCCAUUUUGGGCGGUGCAGGUGGCAAGAAACGACCUUCGGCAAAGGACCCAACGUCCGAUAAUGACAGCCGCAAUAAUUCGCAUUCGCAUUGCACAUGUUCCUCGACGUGUUCCACAAAACGAUGCGGCUGCAAAAAGUUAGGUGAAUUCUGUGGCGAUAGUUGCCGUUGUCCACCAAGUUGUGUUAAUCAAAAAAUCGACGAACAUGACGAACACGAGGGAAACGACAAUUCCGUCGGCGACGGAGAACUAACGGCUGACGAUUCCCAAGAAAAGGAAAACAUUCCACAGAAUGCAGUGGUGCUAGAGAAACGUAUGUCUCAAGACGACAGUGACGACAGCCCGAGUGACCAGUCACCCAAGAGACCGAAACAUGACAACAUUUUGACGCCAACCUAUGUUUAUUCGGUUAAAAAACGAAAGCCCCUGCUGGACGACAUGUAAACCAAGUAACAGUAUCCGGUGAAGAUUAACACUAGAGUAACUGACUUCCAUUUUCAUCAAUCGUAACUCAUUUUAUAUUGUUUGCUUAAGUAUCGUUCUAUACGAGUGACCCUAUUUUUUUUAGACUACUUAUUGAUAAAUAUAAU